AUUUGAAUAAGUUAAUCCAGGAAAUUGAAGCUCAUCAGCACAUCUUGCACAGAAGAAGAAACAAGAGAAUCAGCUUCAAACAUUGAACUAUUCCAUUAAAGAUUGCACCGAAGACGCGCGCAAUAUGGCUACCACUCAAGUUAUCCAAACUACUCUCAGCUACUUUCCGAGUGAUGUCAAAAGGGAGAUCGUUGUUGGCACGGUUGGUGCUUAUCGAGAACCUCUCGAUCACAAAGAUAUGACGAUCCAGGAUAUACGGGGUCACCUCUCGGAUUUCAAUCUUGAUGUCCACGGAUUCCAAGUGAUGCAACACCCCAGUUCCUUCGUCAGCAGCUCGGUUGAUCAGACCACUAUUAAGGAAAAGAUGUACCCGGAGGCUGUUGAGAUGUUGAAACAGGUAACCGGAGCUACCCACGCCGUCGUCUUCUCGCACAUGCUGCGUAACGAACCGUACGAAACUGUGCAAGAAAUGGCUGCAUCCACAGAACCGAACGAAAAAGAGACCCAUGUCUUCGUUCCUGCCCGUGGUGUUCAUGUCGACCAGUCUGAGGCCGGUGCACACGCCGUUCUUAAUGACAAAAUUGACCCCGAAGAAGUAGCUCGUCUGGCGAAAACCCGUUGGGCAAUUAUUAAUGUCUGGAGACCACUCAAAAGAGUCCCAAGAGAUCCAUUAGCCGUCUGUGAUGCUCGUUCCAUUAACACGGACGAUUUGAUUGAGAUACAUGCAAUGAUGCCGGGGCCGGAGGAGAAGGACCAUGAUGCAAUAACAAAAGGGGCGGGAUUUGGGGCAUUGUAUGGCAAGUACUCUCCGGCGCACAAGUGGUACUAUAUGUCAGAUAUGGAACCCGACGAAGUAAUGUUGAUCAAGUGUUUUGAUACGAAAUAUGACAGCAACACCGCGUGCAGGGCUCUACAUGCGGCUUUUGUAGAUCCGAGAACAGAGCAUGUAAAGGAGGUUCGUGAGAGUUUGGAGUUGAGAUGCUUUGUAUUUUUUGAGGACGAGCCUCUUAAGUAAGCAAGCUGUCAUAUCUGAUGGCUUAUGCUAAAAAUAGGACUGAAUCUGAAGCAAAUCCUGUGCAAACCGAGGCGAGACUCCCUCAACAUUGUAUUUAAUACAAAAUUAAGUGUUUUGGAUCAGCUAGUAACAUGAAUUGAUAAGAUUAAGCUAUAUCGAUGACUUUUUCAUGCAUAUACUGCAAAAAGAUCUGAUAAUAUUAAACUCAAUUAAGACUUAUUGG
Talaromyces proteolyticus is the source of this 1238-nucleotide messenger RNA. Its product is annotated as GA4 desaturase family protein. Bases 125 to 1015 code for a protein of 296 amino acids. The record is from RefSeq and is a predicted model, not a curated record. NCBI's taxonomy places the organism in Eukaryota, Fungi, Ascomycota, Eurotiomycetes, Eurotiales, Trichocomaceae. Gene Ontology annotation, molecular function: oxidoreductase activity. The transcript has 2 exons.